UGACAUAUGUGAUGUGACAUUUAAAAAGUCUUCGGUCGAAAGAGCUGAGAAGGAAAAUAGAAAAUUGUAAUAAAAAUAAACAUUCAGAAUCCGUGUAACGUGUUUUGUGUGGUUUUGAUGAAAUUGAGUCAUUUGAUAUUCAUACAAUAAUUUCCGUGCUUUCAUAUAAGUGGUUAAUUGAAUAGUUAUUUACGCCGGCUCUCAUAGAUUGCUUGUUGUAAAUAAUAAUACAUAAAUUGCAAAUAAUAGUUUGCAUGUAAUGGGAGAUAGCGACUGGAGACCUUUUAUUUAUGGCGGCCUCGCGUCUAUCGUCGCCGAGUUCGGUACAUUCCCCAUUGACACAACAAAAACUCGUCUGCAAAUCCAGGGUCAGAAGAUAGACCCUCGGCAUGUCGAGCUACGUUACACUGGCAUGGUGGACUGUUUCGUGAAAACUUCCCAACAGGAGGGCAUAAAGGCACUGUAUUGUGGAAUCUGGCCGGCGGUGCUCCGGCAGGCCACGUACGGCACCAUAAAGUUCGGCACGUACUACUCGCUGAAGCAGGCGCUGGCGGCGCGGCGCGCGGACGGCGGCUCCAAGGAGCACCUGCCCACCAACACGUUCUGCGCGGCCUUCGCCGGCGGGCUGUCCAGCGCCAUCGCCAACCCCACCGACGUGCUGAAAGUUCGCAUGCAGGUGGGCGACGAGAAGCGCAGCCUGGUGCGCGGCUUCGCGGAGAUGUACCGCGCGGAGGGCGCGCGCGGGCUGUGGCGCGGCGUGGGGCCCACGUCGCAGCGCGCCGCGCUCAUCGCGGCCGUGGAGCUGCCCGUGUACGACGCCUGCAAGCGCCGCCUCACGCCGCCGCUGGGCGACGCGCCGCUCAACCACCUGCUGUCCAGCCUGCUCGCCAGCCUCGGCAGCGCCGUCGCCAGCACGCCGCUCGACGUCGUGCGGACGCGACUGAUGAACCAGAGGAAGACUAAGGACGGCGCGGCCGAUUCCGGCGUGAGGAUAUACAGGGGGACGGUGGACUGCUUCGUGCAGACGGUUCGGAACGAGGGCUUCCUGGCUCUGUACAAGGGCUUCGUGCCCACGUGGCUGCGGAUGGGUCCGUGGAACAUCAUAUUCUUCAUCAGCUACGAGCAGCUCAAGCGAUUGUACUGAGUAAACUGAAAGAGCCGCGACUAACAACGCGGAGCGCCGCCCACCGCGCACUCGACGGGGCGUGAUGUAACAAUAACGCGCAGGUCUUUCGUAGCUGAAUUCUAGUAUUUAUGUUGUCCAAUGCUUUAUAUACCAUUUAGCAGAAUUAGAGGUUAGGUUAUAUGUUUAAAAAUUAGUAAUUAAUAUAUUAAUCUCAAUAGUAUCUCGACUCGGCUGUAAUGGAACGCUUACACGCUAUUUUCUUCCGACUUAGUAUUUACAACUCAAAUAUUAGUUACAAGCAAAACCGUCGGCAGACGUCGUCUGUCCUUGAUGUUGUAUUGUAUAUGGUCUAUUCCAACCACAGACAAGCCAAAUGACGUUUGUCAUCGAAUGGACGCGAUGUCAUCGGCCGAGAGCUCGAUUAAUCUCCGAUAUUAUGAGUCUGAGAAAAAUGGCGUUUUGAACGCCGACGAAUCUGCUAUCGGAACUUUGGACGUUAAAUUAAUGUGAAUAUAAUUAGUUAAGUGCAAUAACGUGUAUUAUAAGUAAAGGGUAUAUUAAUCGAGAACUGUUAGUAGUGCACAAUAAAGCGGAGCUUAUAGAAAUGUCGCGUGAAAACGUAACUCUGCGGCGGCCUGCGGAACGAACUCUAUAAAACGUACUGAAGGCUUUCAAUUUGAUUUAAUUAGUAUGAAUAUUAAUUCAAUUUAAUUAUAGUUAGUGCUUUCAGACGAUGUUGUAGUAUUUACGUGUCAAGCCAGAUAAUAUUUACUGAUGGUAUGACUGAAUGAUACGACUGACCGACCGACUGACUGAUUUACUACGAAAUCUCUUCCUACUGAUUUAACAACUUCGGAUAUUUCACCAUGUACGCUUCUGAAGCUUCUCGGUGCUAGAGUAGCGUGAUUUGGGGGUUCAAGUUUAUGUAAUAAUAACUUUAAUAACAUAUAAUUGAACGAUACAAGGGCUUGGCAGUCUUCAAGGACCGUUUUUAGAGUUUUUAUUUACAUCGUGAAAUAUAAAUGUCUAAUAAAGCCAGAUCUGCCAGUUUGUCGCAUACGGUAGGCGGAAUGGUUUAUUUUGAGUGAAUAAUGGACGCUACUGUUGCCUUUUUUAUGGAGAAACUUUUGGUAUUAAAUAUGCUUUUGAUUAAGCGUGAGCUUUCAUGCUAGUAGAAUUUCUCCAGACUGUCCAAGCUAAAACAAACCCUUUGUAUAUUAUUUAAUAAUCAAAUUUAUAAAAUAGUAUUUUACGAAAAAAUAUUUAUGACGUCUGUUCAUAUAUCGUGACGUGCAUUAAGCUUCAGUUCUGGUUGGUGCGGCGGUAAUAAUAACAUAGUCGAUAUCAACUUUUCGGUCUGUCGUGAUCACUCUUGACAUAAACGAGGCAUUUAUGCAAAAUAAGAUUUCAUUUAUUCGUCGUCGAAUGUUGACAGGCCAUCUUGUAACAAGUGUCAUCGACGUGUUUUUAAGUCGACGACAGUCAAAGCUACGAAUGAGGACGUAAUGCCACAUAGUCCUUCUCGUUUAACUCUGGUAAUAUUUUAAGACUAAUAAUAGUUUAUGAGUAAUAAUUUACUUAUUGAAAAUUGCACGUCACAAAUGACUUCCUAUUAAAAAAAGUUGCCGUUUUUUUUCGGUUUUGUUUGCAUAAAUCAUCCGUUUUAAUUCGUUAUUUAUUUUUAAAUGUUUGAUUAACUUUUGACAUUUUAUAUGAUUGUAUUGAAAUUUUGUUUAUUAGAGUAAGUUAAGUAUAACCGUGAAACAUAUCAUGCUAACGAGAUUAAGGCACCAAGUGCAUUUAGAUGAUGUUUCCUAUUAAUGUAAGGCAGGCGCUACACGAGAGAUUCAAGCUAAUAUUUCGAUGACUUCGUUUGCAGAGCUGGUGUAAUCGAAUCUGCCAGACGUGUGAUUUAUUUGAAAUCAUAGAUCAAGUGUCUGGUGCUGUACAGUGGAAAUUAUUAUCAGUAUAUCUUGUUUUUAUCUUAAGCAUUUAAAAUAUUAAUAAAAAUAAAAUUGCGUGCUGCUAUAACUAACAAUAAAGGUAAUGCCAAAAAUCAUUUGUUACUAGCAUUUAAAAAAAAUGCUUUUACCUUUUGUAGUUCUACGAGUGACUGCAGUGAUAGUUAUCUGUAUUUAUGGGACCUGUUGUUAGGAAAGAAGGAAAAUAAAAGAUGUAGAUGUAAUAACACAAUUACUUCAAUUUAAAACGUAUUCGUGUCUAAUCAUUAAUUUAUAUUAUUUAUUACAAAUGCUAGGAAAAUGGGACCUUUUAAAUCUGUGUUCCAUUACACGAAGUGUCAGAAAAACAAUAAGAAAUAAUUUUAAGAAAAUAUAUAAAUAAUGCUUGUAUAAUGAGAAGGUUGAUACAAAAAAAGACGUUCAAAGUUUUACGAAUAAGUACGCACUACUAACAUUGCAAUGUCUGUUUAAAGCUCAGUAACACAAUCAAAAUAAUUAAAUUUAUAUAUAUUAAUUACUCCACGAAUAAAACACGUCUCAUCUUUUUCCAACGGUACGACGGUUAAUUCUAAUUAGCAUUUCUUAAAUACGACUUCUCAUCAUUCGCAAUCAUUUUGGUUACAAUGUAUCAUAAAUUAAUGUAAUAUAUAAACAAAUUAACUAAAUAGUUUUGCAAACGGUACUUUCACACGUCACUUGACAUGUGACGCUCCAUUCUAAAAGGUCUUGUCCUCGAAGCAUUUGGUAUGGACAGUAUAACAUUUAAUAUACUUAAGUAUUUAAAAUAAAACAAUGUACGACUUUUGUUAUUUGAAUUUGGGAAGUGAUUUUUGAAUGGAAAUUAUACAUUACUCUGUAUCUUUAAUGGCCUCCAUAGUUUAAAAUAACUUUGUUAAUAUACAUUUAAAUAAUGUCCAUUUAAUACAACUUGAAAAACUCAAAAUAUUCUUCCCUAAAUUAAAUUAAUCUACGUUCCUAUUUCCUUAAUUGUUUUAGAUGAUUUUUACCAGAAAAUUUAAUAUUUAAAUUGUUAAUUUUAGUGUUUUCCUAAUGUAUAUAAUAAACUAUUUUUGCUUAAGCGAUCUGCCAAUUUGUAUUUAACAUAAAUAAGUAUGUAUUCUAUGAGAUCGGUUUUACGGUUUUUUUUUUUCUAACUGUACUGGAUGUUUUAGAAAUGUCGAUUUACUUAGAACUGCGAAUUUGAGCUUAAAUAUUCUGUAUUUUGGAACUUGCUUCUCAUAUGCCUUUACUUUUUAAAUGUAUAAGUAGAUCAGAGGCCAAAUAUUUUGUUAUACUGUAUUAUUCAUAAUAACAUUACAAGUACCAUUGAUAAAGUUUAGAAGCGUUUUCUUAAAAUACCCUCAAAUAAUUGUCUAUAAUUAAGGUAAUUUAGAAGACUCCGUGCUACUAUAGUAUAAGUAUGUGUUAUAAACACGCUGUAACUGUAAAUGUGUGUAGGUACAAAUUUAGCUAAAUUUAUAAUCGAAUAAAUAUUAUUUUGGUGUUGA
Messenger RNA from Vanessa atalanta (red admiral), 4595 nucleotides. It is a transcript of the gene Bmcp, whose product is annotated as mitochondrial uncoupling protein Bmcp. Lineage: Eukaryota; Metazoa; Arthropoda; Insecta; Lepidoptera; Nymphalidae. The record is from RefSeq and is a predicted model, not a curated record. Bases 260 to 1144 code for a protein of 294 amino acids. The transcript has 7 exons. Gene Ontology annotation, biological process: transmembrane transport.